AUGUCUGUCAGUCAGCCACCACAUUUCGGUUCUCCAGAAUGGGAUCCGGUGAGACACAAUAGUGAUCCAAAUUUCCUGUUUCCACCAAGGUAACACUUCUGUUCUAGGAUACACACUAUUGUGCUUUAUGCAACAAGAAAGCCACCGCCAGAUGCCCGGAUUGUAAGACGGCUUAUUACUGCUCAACGUCAUGUCAAAAGGCAGAUUUCCAAUAUCACAAGUCUUGCUGUACGUUGAUUUGCCAAUUCACCAGUGCUCAUCCUCGACCGACUCACCUCCAUCACCUGGUCAUAAAAUUUCCAGUAGAUCAAAAAUCGCCGGAGCUUAUGUGGUUCAGCGAUGAAAUCAUACCUGCUCUUCAGACAAAUGAUGAGUUGUUCCCCGGUAUCCCGAAUUCCUCGGAGGGAAUUCGGGUGCUAGUUGCUCAGUGGCUUCGCAGUCAAAACCCACGAGAAGAAAAGUACAUGUUGGAUCAUGAUAUGGCACUUUAUUUCCGCCCUGGAUUCCUUUUUGACGGAUCUGACCCAAACCAAUCGGUCAAAGGUUUCUUCAACUUCGAGCCGAGCCACGAUUGGCGAGGCGACCUUUAUGUAUCUCGACUUAUUGGCCGAGACAGAACCACAUUUGCAGAAUGUUACCCACAAGACUUCCAAGCUGCAGACUUGAGGGUUCUAUCAGCGUUCUUCAAAUCGUAUGGCAGACAUACCAGCGCAGCUGAAAUCAACAAAUCAAACGCUACGUAUAUUCACUCAAUCCUAUCUUUGGCCCCGGCCCAGAAACACGACAAGCAGGGACCCUUGAUGAUGCAUUCGAGGACUACCAAGGCAAAGAUGGUGUUAUUGGAAUCAACGUGA
Molecule: messenger RNA, 854 nt
Organism: Hymenoscyphus albidus
Lineage: Eukaryota; Fungi; Ascomycota; Leotiomycetes; Helotiales; Helotiaceae
Source: the annotation of a GenBank genome assembly